Dictyostelium purpureum is the source of this 2309-nucleotide messenger RNA. RefSeq lists its product as uncharacterized. Lineage: Eukaryota; Evosea; Eumycetozoa; Dictyosteliales; Dictyosteliaceae. Bases 181 to 2223 code for a protein of 680 amino acids. The record is from RefSeq and is a predicted model, not a curated record. Gene Ontology annotation, biological process: protein sumoylation. The transcript has 3 exons. Gene Ontology annotation, molecular function: zinc ion binding; SUMO ligase activity.
AUAACAAUACUACAUUGCCAUAUUCUAUUCUUUAAUUAAUUAUAUAACCAUUCAUUAAUUUAAAUUUUAUUUUUUUGUAUAAUUUUUUUAUUUAAAUAAAUUAUAUAUCACUUUUUAUGUUCAUAUAAUAUUUAUAGUCAUUAUAAUAUAUAUUUAUAUUUUGUAUAAAAUAAUAAUAAAAUGACAGGCAGCAAUAUAACAAGCGAAGAAAAAAGAGAAAUUACUACUCGGGUUAUAAGCAUAAAUCAAUUUGAAUCAAUCUUUGAAAAGAAAAUUUUGGAGAUAAAGUCUUUAAAACUGGAUGAAAUCAAGGGUAUAUUAAAAAUAUUAAAAGUAUAUAGACCAACUCAAAAUUUUAAAACAUUUCUAAAUAAACCAGAAUUAAUAAUAGUCUUAAGAGAUUUAGUUUUCUCAGGUGUCUCACCUUACACCCCCUCUACCUUUCUUCCACCAAAAACAAACUCACACAAAUCAUCAGUAAAUCAAAAUAGGAUUCAUUUUUUCCAACAACAACAACAACAACAACAUUUAAAAUACCAACCACUAAUAGAUGAACAACAGAUCUUUCUGUUACAGCAACAGCAUCAUCAUAAUCUUCAUCAUCAACAUCACCACCAAUACAAACUAAACCAAACCCAGGUUUCAGCUUUAAAUAGCUCAUUGCUAAAUACAGCGGAUCUAAUCAAAGAAUUACCACCAUUGAAUUACCAGGACACAUUAUCAUCAUUAAAGAGAUAUUUAAAUGAAGUUCAAGUUCACUUACCAAAACCAGAUUUAUCACUAAAUGAUCCAGAAUACGAAGACAGACAAACUCCAUUUUUAGAAGAGAUUGAUAAGAUUUCAGUUUCCCAAUAUAAAGACUACUGUUCAGUAAAUUUCGACUUUGAUGAUUCAACUUGGAAACUUAUUGAAGAGGUUCAACAAAAGAAAUUAAAAAAUUUACCUUUAGGUGAAAACGAAUAUAGUGUUCAAGUACGUUUAUUCAACAAAAACACUGGUCAAGAUGUACUAUACCAAAAUGAAUUACAUGUAGAUAUCAAUAACAAAACCAUCCCUCAAGAUCAAUUUAAAAAAGUUAGAACUAGAAUUUUCUCUCAACCUUUUGUUAUUCAAAAACCAAUAGAUAUAACUCCCUAUCUUAAGAAAUCAUUAAAUAAAAUAUAUAUAAAUUUUCGUGGCACCUCUGGAAUAUUGGUUGUUCAAUUACUAAAGAGCAUUUCAGCUAAAAAUGUCUGUGAUAAAAUUAAAGAAAGAGCCGAAACCGAACCUUUGGAAUCUGCCGAGAAAAAACAAAAAAAAAGUGAGGAUGACUUAGAAGAAUUGAAUUUUGAUUUGUCUCUAAGAUGUCCACUCUCUUUUAAAAAAAUAGAAUAUCCAGGUAAAUCAAAAAAAUGUACACAUAAUCAAUGUUUCGAUUUAUUAAGUUUUGUUGAAUAUUCAAAUCAGCAACAACUAUGGAAUUGUCCAAUAUGUCAUGUACCAUCACCACCAUCCCAAUUACAAUUUGAUCUUUUCUUUUAUAAACUAAUGUCCUCAGCACCAUCUAAUUGUGAAAUUAUAACAUUAUUUUCUGAUGGUCAUUGGGAAUACAAAAAUGAAAUAGAUUCAGGCAACGAUAAAGAUAGUGAUGUUGAUUCAAAAUAUGAUAAUCAUGACCUUAAUCAAAAAUCAACAAAUUUAAACUCAACAAAUAAUAGUAUUGUAGUGGUAGAUUUAUUAGAUUCAGAUGAUGAAAGUAGUUCUGUGCCAACUUUACCAGCACAAAGACCAACUUUAACAAACAACUCAAUUAGUAAUAUUGUAAAUAAUGAAAAUGAUGAUGAUAAUAAUAUAAAUAUAAAUAAUACAAAUAAUAUACGUGUCAAUAACAUAAAUCACACUAAUAAUAUAAAUUUCAUGAAUAAUGCAGUAAAUAGAGCUCGACCUUAUAAUAGAUACAAUGAAUAUGAAACUGAAGAUGAAGAAUAUUAUAACGAGGAUGAAGAUGAAGACGAAGAUGAAGACGAAGAUGAAGAUGAAGACGAGGAUGAAGAUGACGAAGGUGAAAUUGUGAGUGGGGGAUUUGGGUUUAUGUAUAAUGAUUCGAGUUCUGGAGACGAUUACUAUAGAUCAGCCCCAAGUUAUUCACAUAAAAACAAAAACAACAACAACAACAGCAACAACAGCACCAACAACAAUAACGGAGCCUCCCAUCAAAUUAUCAUUCUUAGUGAUGAUGAUUAGAUAUAUUUAAAAUAUAAAAUAUAAAUUGUGUAAAUAAACCAUAAACUUUAAAAAUAAAAUUUAUAUAUAUUAUAUUAUUUAAAAUG